GUUCGUGCUUCCUCGUGUUCACUCGUUGAUUUCCGUUCGCAGUUGGUGCUGGAAACAUGGCGAACGUCUGCCUACGAAGCUCCUCGUCCUUGCUGCUGUUUUUCAGCAGGAGGAUUUUCAAACCGGAGCUGAGCGCUGUCUGCUUGUACCACAAAAAGGUUGUGGACCACUAUGAAAACCCGAGAAACGUGGGCUCCCUGGACAAAAACUCCAAAAAUGUGGGGACUGGAUUGGUGGGUGCACCGGCAUGCGGCGAUGUUAUGAAACUUCAGAUCCAAGUGGAUGAAAAUGGAAAGAUCGUCGAUGCAAAGUUCAAAACAUUUGGCUGCGGAUCGGCCAUUGCUUCCAGUUCUCUAGCGACAGAGUGGGUGAAGGGGAAGUCGGUUGACGAUGCUCUGAAGAUCAAAAACACAGACAUUGCCAAAGAACUCUGCCUUCCUCCAGUCAAGCUUCACUGCUCAAUGCUUGCAGAAGAUGCCAUAAAAGCAGCACUGUCAGACUACCGGCUAAAGCAACAGGACAAGGAGGAACAUGUUAAUGCCAGCAAUUAAUGUUUUAUUCACUGACUAUAUUAAUAGAUUUAUGCUAUUGUUGGAUAUUGUGCCUCUCCUAGUGCCAGAGCAGUGCAGACGGGUCGCUGUAAUCACAUCACACCGGAUCUUGCAUCCGUUGGGGAAUUCUCCACAGGUGUGGGAUCAGUCUCUUGAGUUUAAGCCAAGGGUCACAUAUUGUUCAAGUGUUAAUAGCGUUUAUGGAUUCUUUGCUUUUAUCACACAAUCAGAAUCGCUUAAUUAACAAUGGGUUCAUGGUGAAGCUUAACACUUUAAUACACAGAGCAUUAAAGACAUUCUUAAUGAAGCAGGGAUGUGGGUUUGUAUUUUUAUUUUUUUGGCUUUGAGGCUCUUUCUGGCUCACUUGUGAGACAAUGUAGGUCCCAGAUGAAAGACUUGGUAUGAGAAUGUCAACAGUUAAAGUUUACAUACAAAAAAAAGUUCAGAAAAUUUGUAUGAGGUGCUUUGCUUACUGUGAAUAAACAGAUUAAAAGAC
Messenger RNA from Neolamprologus brichardi, 1047 nucleotides. RefSeq names its product iron-sulfur cluster assembly enzyme a (gene iscua). The record is from RefSeq and is a predicted model, not a curated record. Gene Ontology annotation, molecular function: iron ion binding; iron-sulfur cluster binding. Gene Ontology annotation, biological process: iron-sulfur cluster assembly. Lineage: Eukaryota; Metazoa; Chordata; Actinopteri; Cichliformes; Cichlidae.